GGCGGCGGCCGUGACGCGGGUCGGGCCGGUGCGCGGCGAGCCGGGCCCCGGAACGGGCGCAGCGCAGCCGGGCGGUGGCCCCAGAGCGCAGCCCCGAUGCUGGACAUGAGCGAAGCGCGCACACAGCCGCCCUGCAGCCCGUCGGGCACCGCCAGCUCCAUGUCGCACGUGGAGGACUCGGACUCGGACGCGCCGCCGUCGCCCGCGGGCUCCGAGGGCCCCGUCCGCGCGGGCGGCGCGGGGGGCGGUGGCCGGGGCGACGCCGCGGAUGCGGCGGACGAGCGCUUCCCGGCCUGCAUCCGCGACGCAGUGUCGCAGGUGCUCAAGGGCUACGACUGGAGCCUGGUGCCCAUGCCGGUGCGCGGCGGCGGCGGCGGCGCGCUGAAGGCCAAGCCGCACGUGAAGCGGCCCAUGAACGCCUUCAUGGUGUGGGCGCAGGCGGCGCGCCGCAAGCUGGCGGACCAGUACCCGCACCUGCACAACGCCGAGCUCAGCAAGACGCUGGGCAAGCUGUGGCGCUUGCUGAGUGAGAGUGAGAAGCGGCCCUUCGUGGAGGAGGCGGAGCGUCUGCGGGUCCAGCACAAGAAAGACCACCCGGAUUACAAGUACCAGCCGCGCCGGCGGAAGAGCGUGAAGGCUGGCCAGGGCGAGGCGGACGCGGGUGCAGAGCUGGGCCACCACCCCGGUGGCACCGUGUACAAGACUGACGUGGGCCUCGGGGACACACACCACCACGGUGACCACACAGGGCAGACCCACGGGCCGCCCACCCCGCCCACCACCCCCAAGACGGACCUGCACCACGGGGGCAAGCAGGAGCUGAAGCUUGAGGGGCGCCGCCUGGUGGACAGUGGGCGCCACAACAUCGACUUCAGCAACGUGGACAUCUCCGAGCUCAGCAGCGAAGUCAUGGGCACUAUGGAGACCUUUGACGUCCACGAGUUUGACCAGUACCUGCCCCUCAAUGGCCACUCGGCCCUGCCUGCAGAGCUGGGUCAGCCGGCCUCCGGCUCCUACGGGAGUGCCUCCUACCCGCACUCCGGGGCAGCCAGCAUCGGGGCGUCCCCUGCAUGGGCCCACAAGGGGGUCCCGCCGGCCCCCCCGGUGUCACCCACUGAGGCAGGCCCCCCGCGGCCGCACAUCAAGACGGAGCAGCUGAGCCCCAGCCACUACAGCGAGCAGGCGCAGGGCUCUCCAGGCCGCGCCGACUAUGGUGCCUACAGCGCACAGGCCAGCGUGAGCAUGGCCAGCCCUGCGGCGGCCGCCAGCUCGCAGUGCGACUACACCGACCUGCAGGCCCCCAGCUACUACAGCGCCUACCCCGGCUACCCGUCUGGCCUCUACCAGUGCCCCUACUUCCACUCGCCCCGCCGACCCUACGCCUCGCCCCUGCUCAGCGGCCUCUCUGUGCCACCCGCCCACAGCCCGCCCGGUAACUGGGACCAGCCCGUGUACACCACGCUGACCCGACCCUGAGGGCGCCUUGGCCGCGUGGAGAGCACCGCUGCCGGUGAGGAGAACCUUUAUCUCUGCAAAGACAGACAGGGCCUCUGAGGUCUUCCGGGAGAGGUGUGCCCACAAGGCAAGGGCGGCCCGGGCGUGCCGCGGCUCCGACAAGUGCCUGCUGAGGUCUGCGGGAAGCCACAUGCUGUGGCCGAUGCCCCUUUGAACACGCGUCAGCGGACAAGGCCCUCCCUCCCUCUCUCAGCCUCGAGUGGCAGCCAGGCCCGUGUGCCCUGCAGACGCCAGCGCUUGGGUUUGCCCCUCGGCGGAUGCAGAGUGGCAGCCACAGGAAGGACAAAAGGAGGGAAGAGGCACAGGGGCUCCGGACCGCCGGGGUUCCCAGGUCCCGGCCGGCCUUGGCGCCCAGAACUCCGCGGGGCUGACGGGAUGCCCCUGUGGGUGGGCGGGCAGCAUCCGCAGCCCAGCAGUCCCGCAGGAGCAGCUCCUGGGACCGGCCCUUAGACCCGAGGCGUUCCUUGUAGUUAGGGUUCUUCCAAGCAGGGUUUGGCGUGGUUAACACUUUCUCCUUGUCAUUUUAUUUUUAAAAUUUUUAUUUUUGGAACUUAAACGUGUUUGAUUUGUUUUGAAGGCUGUUAAAGAUGUAUUUAUGUUCUGUGUUAUUUUAUCUUUAAUUAAUGAAAUAACGUGUGCAGAGUAGAAUUUAAGACAAAAUGAAGCUGGGGAGUGGAUGGUGGGGGCCACGAGGGCAGGUGGGUUGGAGGCCAGGGGCAGGAGGCGCUGGGGAGGGCCCCCAGCUCAGGCCCGGGACGUGACCCAGACCCCGAGGGGGAAGGGAUUUGCCUCGCAGUGUCCGGUCUGGUUGGGGUGUCCCUGGCACCCGGGGUCAAGUCGGGGUUUGGAACGCAGGGGUGUCCCUGGCUUUCGUGCCCACAACGCCGAGCAGUGGGGACGGGUCCCCGACUUGGCGUCCUGCAGAAACACAUUUGUCUUGGCUCUUGGGAACCAGGCACCGCCUACAAGCUGUGAAAUGAAAGCGUCUGCUGAGCGUCUGACGUCCCUGCUUUGUGGAUCAAUUCUGGCUUACCUGCCCCGCUUCCGCUGAGCGAGGGCGGCUGCCUACGUGUGGGAACGCGUGCCUUUACAACUCUAUGAAUUUACAUCUGAGAAGUUGCUUCUUUUUACCUUUUCUACUUUUUCCUACCUUUUCUAGAAAAAGAAUCUGUUUUUGGCCCAUCUCUGGGGCGGGGGCAGGGGCCUACAGCAAAAUGUUUAUACGUGGUCUGUCUUUUGGUGUUGAGUUUGGACUUUUGCUCACUUACCUGCCGUGUUUCACUACUUUCUGACCAAGCGACGCUAACUUUUGUACAGAUCAGUUUGAUAAAAUUAAAAAAAAAAAAAGCUUUCUA
Manis pentadactyla (Chinese pangolin) is the source of this 2870-nucleotide messenger RNA. It is a transcript of the gene SOX8, whose product is annotated as SRY-box transcription factor 8. The transcript has 3 exons. Gene Ontology annotation, biological process: morphogenesis of an epithelium; peripheral nervous system development; enteric nervous system development. Gene Ontology annotation, cellular component: nucleus. The record is from RefSeq and is a predicted model, not a curated record. Bases 97 to 1476 code for a protein of 459 amino acids. Lineage: Eukaryota; Metazoa; Chordata; Mammalia; Pholidota; Manidae. Gene Ontology annotation, molecular function: RNA polymerase II cis-regulatory region sequence-specific DNA binding; DNA-binding transcription factor activity, RNA polymerase II-specific.